AGCUAUCACUCAGUCAGUUUAGAUAAAUUUUUCGUUAUAAACGUCCCGAAAAUAUUUAAAGUCGCUAAAGAAGCAAUGGAAGUCGACGAACCGAUGCAAGAAACCGCAGAAUUCCCAACCGAAGUAUGGGAAUUUAUUUUCAAGGAAGUGGAUGAUCCGUUUGUUCUGAUACGCUGCCAAGAGAUAAGUGAUUAUUUUUUUACCAUUAUCGAUAAGUUAAUUGAUAAUUACAAUUGGCAAAAAUCGUCGCGUACUUAUAUAAACAAGAAUUAUUUGCAUGAAGUAAUGCACAAAUCUAUGGAGUCCUUUUGCAUUAAAAAUGUUGAUCAAGUUACGGAUAACAAGAUGUGGUUCCGUACUUUUAGAUCUUUUUGUAAGUGGAACAUGUUUUUGACUGAAGAAUCCAGUGUUAAUCAGGUAGAAAAAAUUACUGAUACGGGAGCCGAUACUUUAAGGAUUCCGGAUAUCACUUGUGUUGAUUCUUGGCAUGAUUUCUUGGCUGUUGGUACGAAACAGGGAUUAAUUAUGUUCUUCCAAAUGACUGAAGAUUACGAAUCUCCCCAACCGAAAUUUCAAGUCAAGACCUUAUUUGGAGGAAGACAUGAAAAAAGCUUGUUUCAAGUUCAAUUUUGGAGUGGGAGUAACGAAGUUUUGUUGGCAAUGUCGUUAUCGCAAGAUAAAACUGUCCGAUUUUGGGACAUACAGAAAAAAACCCAAAUCGUUAUGGAGCAAACAAUUUUAGCAGAUCACAUAUGUUCAAGUACAAUGUACAAUUGUUUCAUCGAAUUGAAUGGCAAAAUAGUAGAAUAUUAUUAUGACCAAGCAACCGAAUUACCAAAAUCACGAUUUGAAUUUCAAAUUGAUUUGGAAGGUGACACUGUUUGCACUUUGUUUGUACAUCAAGCUCAGCCGAAAUUAGUCUCAGUCAAUACUUUCAAAAUAUUAAAAAUGCACUAUAUAUCAAGUUCAAGUUUAUCAACAGGCGCCGUAAAUUAUUAUCAACAGUCUCACACAUAUGGCGGCAAACCAUUAACAUCUGCGAUGAUAAAAGACCAAAAAUUUUCAGUUUCAGCUGGUUCUAUUGUUUUUGCUAUUCAUGGGAUCAAUUUACUAAUACACGCAAGUGGAAGGAAAUUUACAGAGCACAAAUUAAGAGGUGCUCACUUUUCGUCAUUAAUAACGCACGGGAAUAAUUUAUUCCUGGGUAUAAAUUCAGGAUACAUUAAAGUGAUACAAAUUAAAAAUCUACCUUAUUUAUUAAAAUAUAACAUAAAUGAUACAAAUGAAAAAAUAAUAAUCGUCGAUGAAAAUUCUCCUAUUGUACAUUUAGCGGUUACUGAACAUGAAACAAAUCCUUAUAUAUUUUCAGCAAUGGCUGAUAGUGUACGAUCCAUAUCGCAAGUACUCUAAAUGGCAAUCAUACAAGAAGUGAAAAUUUUCUAUGAUAAUUUGAUAAUAGUUGUUACAAUUAUUUAUGUAUAGCAAAUAUGUGUUAAGUCAAAGUUCAGACAAAUAAUUAGAUCCGGAAAAUCCAUAUGAAAAUCCAGCCUAGAUUCCUCUGUAAACCACGAGGGAUUUUCGGAUGGAUUUCCAUAUGGUAUCCUAUGGGAUUCAGCAUAUAUCUCGUAUAGACUCUCACAUGGAUUUCUAUGGAAAUCAACUUGGGAUUCAAAUCUAUAUGGGAAUCAAGUGUGGAUUCGCACGAUGAUUUCCCAUGGGAAUCUGCACCAUGUCAAAAUCUAUGAGAAGAUCUUGUAUGGACUACAAAUUAGGAAAAUUAACGAAAAACGUCACGUUUUUGAUACAGAUACCAUAAGAAAUCGUAUGUGUUUCUGUAAACUUUCCUGAAGUACGUUCCUGUUGUAUGAUUUCUAGUUUUGAGUUUUAUUAAAAUUAUCUGUAAUUUCUAUAAAGAUGUAAUACUUCUUGAGUUAACUAAUAAAUCAAUAACUUAUCACACAUACUGAUAUAAAGAGCAUCAAUUAAUCAAUUUAUAAGUAAAUAAA
Molecule: messenger RNA, 2006 nt
Organism: Microplitis mediator
Lineage: Eukaryota; Metazoa; Arthropoda; Insecta; Hymenoptera; Braconidae
Exons: 7
Coding region: 76-1410 (444 amino acids)
Molecular function (GO): protein binding
Source: RefSeq, a predicted model, not a curated record